Racocetra persica is the source of this 147-nucleotide messenger RNA. NCBI's taxonomy places the organism in Eukaryota, Fungi, Glomeromycota, Glomeromycetes, Diversisporales, Gigasporaceae. The record is from the annotation of a GenBank genome assembly.
UAAAGAUAGUACUUUAAAAAUUUGGAACUUAAAAACUAAAAAGAUUAAAAUGGAUCUACCAGGCCAUUUGGAUGAGGUAUUUAGCGUUGAUUGGAGUCCUGGUGGCGACAAAGUUGCCAGUGGUGGUAAAGAUUGCCAACUCAAAAU